Culex quinquefasciatus (southern house mosquito) is the source of this 557-nucleotide messenger RNA. RefSeq lists its product as uncharacterized. The record is from RefSeq and is a predicted model, not a curated record. The transcript has 2 exons. Bases 7 to 513 code for a protein of 168 amino acids. NCBI's taxonomy places the organism in Eukaryota, Metazoa, Arthropoda, Insecta, Diptera, Culicidae.
AGCAAAAUGAAGCCUCAAGUGAAAGAAGCCUUGCCUUGCCCGGUUACUUGGAUCCGUUUUACGCUCACCGCAGCUGUAAUUCUGCUCGAUAGUGCAGCCCAGGGCCUGCUGUGUCGGCAGUGCUUCAGCCUGGUCAGCUGGGACGAUUGCGAGCGGGUGGCCCGGGACAAUCUGUGCACCACGGUGGGCGUCAACACGUCCAACCUGAAUCUGCUGCACGAGAACCCGACGCUGGCGCUCGGUAACCUGAGCGAGUUCCGGUGCUACAAGUACCAGGCCCGGAUCAACCGGCACAACGACCGGGGUCUGGUUACGGGCUAUGGCCGCGGGUGCACCUUUGCCGUCGGGGACUUUUGCUCCGACUGGAAACCGGCGGUCGCCGUGAAGCAGUGCGACGUGUGCGACGAUCGGGAUCUUUGCAACCGGGGUGGGGGAAGGGCCGGUCCGGAAGUGGUGGUGGUGCUGGGGGUUGCAGCAGUAAUGGCUGCCAUCGGGACAGGACGUUAUAAUUAAGGUCAAAUAAAGUCGUACUUGGACGGGUCCGGUGCAAGAAAGUG